GACUGCCUUGAGUAUCAUAUAUAAUACACGGCUAACUAUCCAAAUUCGUUCUAUACAUUUUAACAAGACUUUUCAACCUUGCCUUGAGUAUCAUAUAUGCUUCUCACUUAUCAAACCAUUCUCAUCCUAGAGAAAUGUUGUAGUCAAUCCAAGUUGGUCACACUACUUUUUUUGAAUAUUAUCAAUAUUUUUCUACACACAUUUAUUUAUUUCGUGAUAAAAAUUCAAUUUUUGAUAAAAAUUAAUCGAUUCAAGUUGAGUAUCAUAUUUGAUACUCAGGCCCCAGUGGAAUACUUAUCAAUCUAUUUGUAUACAAUUUUUGUGUGUUUAUAUUUUUACAUUGAUUAUAAAUAUUAAAUAGUUAUUUAUAAUUAUUAAUAAAUUGAUUAAUCAUUAUGGAUAACCUAUUGCGCUAUCAUUUCAAUUAUUUUACCAUUUCGACGGCAAUAAUAAAACGUUUUUCGUAUUUGUUCAACAAAAAGUUAACUAUGGAUGAGUACAACAUAUCAGAGUUACUGGAUAUGUCUGAUUGGUCCAACGAUGAUGAGACGGAUGCUGAUUCUGAUUUUCAAUUAGAGAGUGAUUCAAACGACGAUUCGAAUGAUGACUUAUUCAAUGAAAAUGAUUUUGAUUUUGUUACUCCGCCUACGCCUGAUACUGUUCCUUCACAACAAAACAAAUGUCAUCAAGAUGCAUCAAACCCCUCUUGGAAUGAUGUUGAUGAUGCAUUUCAAUCUAACAUAUUAUUCAACCCAAAUAAUGAGCCAGUGGGCAUCAAUCAUGAUAUUAUUGAUACACUAGCUGAAGGUACCCCUUAUGAUUUUUAUUCCUUAUUUUUGGAUAAUGAUGUGAUACAUUUAUUGGUUAAAGAAACUAACAGAUAUGCAAAGUCUUUAUUAUCAACUAGAAUUAGUCCAAAAUCACGUCUACAUAAGUGGGUAGAUGUAACUUCUAAUGAAAUGAAAACCUUUUUAGGUAUUAUUAUGUGGAUGGGUUUAUGUCCCCAACCAUCAAUUGCUUCAUAUUGGAAAAAAAGUGAAAUAUAUGCAUCUAAAAUACCAAAAUAUAUGACUAGAAAAAGAUUCGAAAUUCUUUUGCGCUCAUUUCAUUGUUGUAAUAAUGAUGACUGUCCUCCUGGUGACCGUUUAUUUAAAAUAAGUGGACUACUUGACUUACUUUUAUCAAAAUAUAAAAUGGCACGUACACCAAAAGAGUCUAUGUGCAUUGACGAAUCCAUUGUUCCCUUUGUGGGUCGUCUUUCUUUUAGGCAAUAUAUACAAAAUAAAAGACACAGAUAUGGAAUUAAGAUAUUUAAAUUAUGCAUUGACAAUUUCUAUACUGUUGGGUUCAAAAUUUAUGCUGGUAAAGAAGCUGUUGUUGGCCAGAGAUUAUCAACAAGAAUUGUAACUGAAAUGGCAGAAGAAUACCUAGAUAUUGGUAGAACAAUGUACACUGACAACUGGUAUAGCAGCUAUGACUUAGCCACUGAACUCUUAAAAAGAUCUACUCAUCUAGUUGGUACUCUACGAUCAAAUAGAAAAAACAACCCCACAGAAGUUAUAAAAAAAAAAUUAAAAAGAGGAGAAGUAAUAGCUAAGCAAUGCAAUCAAGGUAUAACAAUACUGAAAUGGAAAGACAAGCGUGACGUACUAGCUAUUUCUACCAAACACUCUGCACUCAUGGUUAAAACAACUAAUAAAUUUGGAUCAGAUAUAGUUAAACCAAAACUUAUAUUGGAUUAUAAUAAAGGUAAAUCCCUGGUGGAUGUGUGUGAUCUUCGAAACUCAUAUCAUAAUCCAUUAAGGAGAACAUUAAAAUGGUAUAAGAAAAUUGCAUUUGAAUUACUUUUAAAUACUUCAGUUUUGAAUGCUUUAUCAUUGUAUGAAGAAAUAACUCAAAAAAAAAUAAGUAUUACUUCAUUUAGAGAAAUAUUGAUUGAAAAUUUAUUAGAAAAAAAAGAAGAGAUUCCAACUGAAAAUUCACACAAAUUAUUAGAAACUAAGUCUAGAGGGCGAUGUUCUAAUUGUUAUAAGCAUAUGGUGGCACAAGGUGGACGUAAACAUGCUCAAAGUAUUACUAGACAAAUUAGAACUAAAUGUUCUAGUUGUAAGCGGUUUUAUUGUAUUCAAUGUUUUUCUGAAGAACACAAAAUAGGUAAAACCAAAUGAUUUUUUUUACUAUAAUAUUAUUUUGAAAAGUUGAUUAUAUAUUAAAAUGUCAUGUUUUGUUUUUGUAUUUACUAUUAAAAUUUGAAUAUCAGUUUGAUAAUAAUUAAAUUAACAAGUUUGUUACAUUUUUUAAUUUUAUAUGCUUGAUUAUUUGAUUAUAUUUGUUAAUUUUUGAUUAUUAUGAACAAUAAUAAUAAAAAUAAAUAUUAUAAUAU
Molecule: messenger RNA, 2383 nt
Organism: Rhopalosiphum padi (bird cherry-oat aphid)
Lineage: Eukaryota; Metazoa; Arthropoda; Insecta; Hemiptera; Aphididae
Product: piggyBac transposable element-derived protein 4-like
Exons: 2
Coding region: 396-2168 (590 amino acids)
Source: RefSeq, a predicted model, not a curated record